Molecule: messenger RNA, 2161 nt
Organism: Oldenlandia corymbosa var. corymbosa
Lineage: Eukaryota; Viridiplantae; Streptophyta; Magnoliopsida; Gentianales; Rubiaceae
Source: the annotation of a GenBank genome assembly
GUCGCUCUUACACAAAUGAUUAUUGGAAAUCUUACGUACGAAGUUGGAUCUAUCAAAUUUGUCAGAAUUCCCUUUUCUUUACUCCAAAAUCGCUUUUGCAAAAGCUCCACCUCUGUUAACCGAAGUGACAGACUAUUUAAUGGGGAAAGAGAGUUGGGGGACCAAAUUUAUUUCCUUUUUCUUACUCAAAUUCGAGCCUUCUCUGUGCUUCGACACGAGGCCUUCCCAAAAACCCAUCUUCGGUUUUUCACUUCUGCAGAAUAUUCGGCUCAGAUCCUGACCGAUUCUUGAACUUAUCAUACAUGAUUCAUCGUACAAGAUUCAAAAAGGGUCGAACUUUAAUUAAAUUCCCACUGUUUUGAUCGCGGGUUGCUUCCGUAUUGGUGCAUUGUUAUUCUCGUAAGGAGGCUGAAGAGGGAAGAUGGUUUCUUUGCAUGAAAUUAAUGAAGAAAGAGGAGAGCAGGGGAGGAGGAGGAGCAGAGGCGCAGAUAAUGCGAAUAAUACCUACAGGGCUAAAGGUGCUGGAGUGGUCGCAGAGGAUGAUACUACAAUUGAUACUUCCAGUAGCAGUAAUACGGAGAAGAUGAGGAAAUUUCUGUUGGGAAUUGGUUUUUGGGUGCAGGGUUUGCGGUGUUUUCCAUGGCUUGGGGUGAAUUUCUUUCUAAAAGAUGGGCUUAGAGUAGACCCUUCUACUUUGCAAAUUCUUCAGAGUUCUGCUAACUUGCCUAUGGUGGCCAAGCCUUUUCUUGGGAUUAUUUCAGAUUCGUGUUUCAUAUUCGGGCAGCAUCGAAUUCCUUAUAUUGCCAUUGGAGCUAUACUACAAGCAGUUUCUUGGCUGGCUAUAGCUAUUAUGUCCGGAUCAGGUAUCUCAUUCUUCGCAGUAACCUUUUAUCUUCUCCUCAGCAAUUUUGGUGCUUCCAUUGCGGAGGUUGCCAACGAUGCCAUUGUAGCUGAAACAAGUAAAGAGCCUGCAUCCUCCAAGACCUCUAAAGCACCCUCAUCUGGGAAUCUUCAGUCAUUUGUCUGGAUUGCAUCUUCUACUGGUGGAGUCCUUGGAAAUCUUGUAGGUGGUGUUGCUAUCGACAGAUUUUCCUCUCGAGCAAUAUUCUUUACUUUCGGUGUUGUUGCUGUGAUUCAGUUCCUUAUAACAAUGUGCAUCCACGAGCGGUCUCUCAAGCUUCCCAAGAGUUCAUCUGGUGCUGGUUUUCGCAAACAAUUUUCGGAGCUCCUUGCUGCAUUACGAAAACCUGAAAUCUCAUACUCAAUAGCUUGGUUUGCAGCAACUUUUGCUGUAGUCCCAUCUCUGAUAGGCACUAUGUUCUUCUAUCAAACAGAACAUCUAAAGAUUGAAUCAUCCAUUUUGGGGAUCUCUAAGGUCAUUGGUCAAGCUGCGAUGCUGCUCUGGGGUGUCAUCUACGAACGGUACUUAAAAUCUGUACCCGCAAGAAAGGUUAUCACAUCCAUCCAGAUUAGCAUGGCUAUUCUGAUGCUAUCAGACAUCUUAUUUGUGAAGGGCUUCUAUAGAGCAUUGGGUUUCCCGGAUUCUCUCUAUGUGAUGAUUUUCUCUGGUGUACUUGAGGUGAUGAUGUUUACCAAGAUUCUUCCUUUCACUGUGUUAUUAGCUCAACUUUGUCCACCAGGAUGUGAAGGAUCUGUAAUGGCAUUCCUCAUGUCCUCUGUUGCUCUUGCCAUGGUAGUUAGUGGAUUCUUUGGAGUUGCGCUUGCAUCCUAUUUUGGAGUUACUGGAAACAACUUCUCGGGUUUCCCAAUGGCCCUUUUGUUACAAGCGGCAUGCACGGUUUCGCCACUUUACUGGUCAUACUAUGUUCCUGAUACUGUGAAGUCCAAGACAAAUGGUAAAGAAAACUGAGCAACUGCUGCAGCAGCAGCUGCGUGUAGAACUGGGAAAUCAUCGGCAACAUACAUUGUUAAUAGAAAGCCUAUUAUAUUAGUCCACAAUUUGUUUUCAGAUCAAUCAGAUUAGUCAUGAUUUUUGUCUUUAGGCGAUUGUAACUGAUGGUUUUGUGUAUAUUUAUUUUGGCAAUCUUCAAUAAUGAGAGUAUUUUGUUGAUGUUCUCUUUCUUUUGAGUACUACAUUUUUGUAAUUGGGUUUCACAGUACAAUCACAUCAGUGUUUUCUCUGCAAAAUACUGAAACCUUA